Molecule: messenger RNA, 935 nt
Organism: Arachis duranensis
Lineage: Eukaryota; Viridiplantae; Streptophyta; Magnoliopsida; Fabales; Fabaceae
Exons: 4
Coding region: 1-780 (259 amino acids)
Molecular function (GO): oxidoreductase activity
Source: RefSeq, a predicted model, not a curated record
AUGUUGAUCUCUAACAAGCCCAGCUCCUUCAACCACACAAAAUCUGCGAAGGAGGGGUUGCUGCCCAGAGUCGCCGCCGUUCGUGCCUUGUCGUCGCCAUUCUGCCUUCCAUCAAGCUUGAACCGUCACUGUUCGUGGAGCUUACCGCUGUCGCCGUUCAAGCUGCUGCUGCCGCCGUCACACGCGACGUCCCGAAGUUCCACUCACCGCCGUCGACGUCGAUCUGAGCAGAGGAAAAGAGGAAGAACGACGGGAAAGGAAGGGAGUCAUCCGCGUCACCACCAUCGAGCCACACUCACCGCCAACGAAGCUUCUGUUGUUGUCGUUGCAGAAAGGGGGUUGUUGUUACUGUCAUGGCCAUCUUCCUUGCCGCUACAACUUCAUUCAAUUCUCAACUGUUGGAACUCGCCGCUGGUACCAAUCGAGACCUUUGCUACUAAUGGUUCACUGAGAUACAAAACAGCCAUUGGUGAUAUAUACAAAUACUAUGUUGAUGGACACUGGAAGAAGUCCUCAUCAGGAAAAUCUGUUCCAAUUAUCAACCCUACCGCUAGAAACACCCACUACAAGGUUCAAGUUAAGUUUGAGAGAGACAAGGAGAGGGGAGUAGUGGCUCAUAGGAGAGCAGUGCUAAGAAAAGAAAGCCAAGUUGCUGAACAUUCUAGAAGGCUUCAUGCCAUUGAGACUCGGAUCAAUCAAGAUUCCUCAAAGAUGAGAAAAAUUGUUGCAAAGGUGUCCAAUUUGCACAGGGUCAAGUGUAUAAAAUUGAUGCAAACAUAAUAGACUUUAUAUUGACUGAAAUAUGUUAGAAGAGUCAAUAAUUAUAAAUUCGAUAUGAUACAAUUUUAUGUUAGGAAAAAAAUUGUGUUUAGUUGAAUUUGUAGAACUUAUUUUAUUGUAAAAGAAUCUUAAUGACAUGUAAGAUAUUUUAAUUA